Fragaria vesca subsp. vesca is the source of this 2118-nucleotide messenger RNA. RefSeq lists its product as uncharacterized. The record is from RefSeq and is a predicted model, not a curated record. The transcript is spliced from 5 exons. The coding region runs from base 132 to 1751 and encodes 539 amino acids. Gene Ontology annotation, biological process: fatty acid metabolic process. Gene Ontology annotation, molecular function: fatty-acyl-CoA binding. NCBI's taxonomy places the organism in Eukaryota, Viridiplantae, Streptophyta, Magnoliopsida, Rosales, Rosaceae.
AACAUUGCAGAAUAUACUUUGCUCUGUUCUGCAAAAAUCCUCCCUACUCUCUCUGUUUGUGUGCCUCAUCAUUAUCACCAUCGAAAUUAAGCUCUCCAGUUUUCUGGGUAUCUCUCUCUCUGCAUAAAGCUAUGGACUUUAUUUCAGAUUUUGUAUUGACAAUUGUUCUGUGUUUCCUGGUACCUUUCUUGCUUUGCUUCCUUUUGCCUGUGAUUGUUGCUUUGUGUCCGAGCAGGGAUGACCAUGUGGGAAAAAGACGGGUUCUUUAUGAGUGUAAGCCCAGAGUUCAUCGGUGGGAGAGUGAGGUAGGAAGUGGGUUUGUUGAGAAAGCUGUGGAAGUUGAUGAGUUUUUGAGUGAGCCCAAAAAGGAAAGUUUGGUUCUUGAUGAGUUUUUGGAUGAGGGUUUGGAUGAGAAGGAGGUUUUGAGAGGAGUUGGAGUUGGUUGUGUGGAGGAGAAGAGUGUUGAGGAAGAAAGGUUUGAUGGGUUUGGUGGUUUGUGUGAGUGUGUGGAGAACGUGUUUGAUGAAAGUUUGGAGAGGUGUGAGUUUGGGGGAGUUGAGUUUGGUUCGGGGGAAGAUGAAGUGGGGGUUGUUUGUUUUGGGGAGAGGAAUGUUGAAGAAGAAGGCCUUGAUGGGCAUGGUGGUGUGGAGAACUUGUUUGAGGAAAGUUGUGUGAGGCAUGAGUUUGGUUUGGGGAAAAAUGAAGUGGGAGUUUGUUUGAUGGAGCGGAAUGUUGAAGAAGAAAGUUUUGAUGGGGGUGUUGGGGUAUGUAGGUAUGUAGAUUCCUUGGUUGAUGAAAGUUCUGAGAGGCAUGAAAAUGGCGUUGUUGAGUUUGAUUUGGGGAAAACCCAAGUGGGAGUUGUUACAUUGACUGAGAAGAAUGUUGAACAAGAAAGGUUUGAGGGGGAUGGUGGUGUGUGUGAGUGUGGAGAGAACUUGGUUGAUGAAAGUUCCGAGAGGCAUGAAUUUGGCGAAGUUGAGUCUGGUUUGGCAAGAAAUGAAGCGGGGGUUGUUUGUUUGCCAGAGAAGGAUGUUGAGGAAGAAUGCUGUGUCGGGGACUGUGGUAUAUGUGGCUGCAGGGAAAACUUGGCUGAUGAUAGUUCGGAGAGGCAUGAAUUUGACGAGAUUGAGUUUGAUUUGGCAAGAAACCAAGUGGGAACUCUGGAAAGUGAAGAGAUCAAGGUGUCAAAAUGUGUUGGAAAUGAUGAAACUGAUGAAGCAAAGAACAAUGUAGUUGAUGGUCAAGCUAAUGAGGGGUUAUUCAGUGAGGAUAAUGAUUGGGAGGAUAUAGAAAGAACUGAAUUGGAGAGGCUCUUUGCUGCUGCAGUGGUGUUUGUCGGGUCUAAGAGUAAUGCUGAUAGAGUUUCAAGUCUUGGGAGUGAUGUCAAGAUGAGGUUGGAUGGGCUUCACAAGAUUGCUACUCGAGGGCCUUGCUUGGAACCCCAGCCUAUGGCAUUCAAGAUCUCGGCAAGAGCAAAAUGGAAUGCUUGGCAGCAGCUUGGCAACAUGAGUGCAGAGGUAGCAAUGGAGCAGUACAUCGCCCUUCUUUCAGAAAGUGUACCUGGGUGGAUGCAAGAUGUUCACGGUGAUUUUGUAGAUUCCCAAGUGCAUAAGAGUGAUAAGUCCGUAACUGCUGAUCUGAACACAGUGAUACAAAACCAAUCAGAAGCUGCAGGUGUAAGAAAAGUAGAAGAACUAAAGUCUGAUGCUAAAGGUUUAGAUGAGAUGGGGCUGGAGGUCAUAACUUGUUGAGCAGGUUUUUGCCGAUUGUUCAUAAAGGCAGUAGGCAUCUUGAGGAUAUAUUGCAUUGGUGCCAACUACCAAGGCCAAAAGCUCACAUCAACGAUUGGAAACUCUAAACUAUGAUUUGUACAUAUUGCAUUGGUGUUGAUAAUAAAGAUUUCAACCUUGUUCAUGGUUUUAGAUAUAUUGAUCCCAGUCAUCCUGUGUUUACUCAAGUGUGCAUUAUAUUGUUUUUCUAUUCUUUUUUUUUUUUCUCUUUCUAUGUUUUGUUAACUGAGAAAAAAUAGAUCUUGUGAACAUCUUGACACAACUGAUGGUUUGUACAACCAAACUAGCCAAAGCGGUUCGUUUAAUAGAGUUCGAGUGUUGAAACUGC